This is a messenger RNA of Metarhizium acridum CQMa 102, 3141 nucleotides long. Lineage: Eukaryota; Fungi; Ascomycota; Sordariomycetes; Hypocreales; Clavicipitaceae. The record is from RefSeq and is a predicted model, not a curated record.
AUGGUGCAUUCCGAACCCGAGGAACCCACAGGCUCAACGGCCGAGACACAGGCAAUGGGUGCGGAGGAGCCGAAACUAGGGCAUCCCUCUUCUCCCUCAAACGUCGAUGAACGAACCUCAACAACCGCCGACUUGAAGGGGAAAGCAGAUGAGUCAGACGAAAUAGAAUGGUGGCGGCGCAUCAAGACGGGGACCGAGGAGCCCAAGCAAACUGCAAAGUCUGACGACGCAGAUGAAGCAGGCGAGACCGAAGAAACAGAAGCCGAGACUCCCAAGAUGGCGCACGACUCAAUGGUCACUGUGAGGCUCUCUGAGCCGCCACCUCUGAGUCUCGAUACCAUGGCCGUCACACCCAACGCCGAACCCAUAACACCCACCUCGCCCAUUGCAGGAGAGACCUCAACAGAUGCCAACAACGACGGUCUCGAAAAGGAGAAAUAUACCGAAACUCGUGACAGUCUUAUGAGAAUACCUCGAGUCUCAGCACCUAUACAAUCACCAACCGACGCUAACCGUACUCUCCAAGACGAGCUCGGCCUGUAUGGUGUUGAUGGUAAUGAAACUGAUUCAUCCGAGGAUAACGAAGAAGUGAAUUGGGAGCAACUUGAAAAAACCGAGGACGAACAAAUGAAGGAUGAGGAAACGGACAAUUCCACUGCUCUUCUCCUGGCACGUCUGGAACAGGAAAAUGCAAAGCUGGCUACUAACCCGAAGAGUGUUAAAGUUCAGACUGUGGAAAAGCUUUCGUCAACCAAACCCAGGCCGCCGUCCAUGGCCCAACUGAGAAAGAUGGUCAGCGGCCCAACACCAGCUGCCCUACGAUAUUCGAUGUUACCCCCUCCCCCAAUGACCGAUUUGGAAUUUUAUGCGGCUCUUGUCAAGGAUUAUCAGCAAACGGCAGCUCGUCUGCCAACUCUUUUGUCUAACAAGAUUCGCAAGGGUAUCCCGCCUCCAUUGAGAGGCGUCGUAUGGCAGAGCAUGUCAGGUGCUCGUGACUCAGUUCUCGAGGAACAAUACGAACGUUUCUGUGGCGAAACUAGCCCAUAUGAGCUCCUCAUCGGCAAAGACCUCGGUCGAAGCUUCCCUGGAGUUGACAUGUUCCGUGACCCCGAUGGCGAUGGGCAACGCUACUGCCAGGGGCUGGCAUUUCUUGUUGGGCCUCUGUUAAUGCAUAUGCCCGACAAACAGGCGUUUUGCGUACUAGUUCGUCUCAUGGAGAAGUACGAUCUACGAGAAUGUUUCCUGCCUGACUUGUCUGGAUUACACGUUCGCAUAUACCAGUUUCGCGAACUUCUUCGACUGAAUUUGCCUGCGUUGGCUGAUCAUCUUGACGAACUCCAGGUGGAGACAGCAUAUGUUUCGCAAUGGUUUCUCAGCUUCUUUGCCGUGACAUGCCCUUUGCCGAUGCUAUUCCGAAUCUACGAUGUCAUCUUUGCUGAGGGGGCCUCUGAGACUUUGAUGCGUGUUGCACUAUCGCUCAUGAGAAAGAAUGAAACGCGCCUUCUGGCGUGUACAGAGCUGGAAGAUGUAAUGCAGCUUCUUCUAUCUCGAGGAUUGUGGGACUGCUACCACUACAACGCAGAUGAGUUUGUACAGGAUUUUGCCAGCUUAGGCGGCGUCGUCACCAGAGAGAGGUUGUCACAGCUAGCGCAAGCAUACAGGGAGUCCCUAGUUGCAACAGCCAAUGCUGCACGAAUGUCCGACAUUACGACUGCUGCCAGCCGUUUCCUUGGUCGCAUCUGGGCCGCGUCAAGCAAGAAUGGUAGCUUAGCCCCAGCUUCGACAACCGGCCCUGCUCGACCACUGAGUAUGCUCCGCCGCAGUACGUCCAAGCAAAGCAUAGCUUCGACGCUCAACUCCAUGGAAGCAAGCUCUGUAAGCGUUGUGAGCACCGCUUCCACGGAUGCAUCUACAAUCUCCCGAGACUCUGCAAAUGGUGAAGACGAGCCAUCAAGCCGAGAAUCGACCCCAGUUGGCCCGAAAACUCUGGCCAAUACCAAAACUACGGAGGAGAGAUAUCUACACAGUCAAAUCGAAGAUUUGUUGACGGCCCUAAGCGAAUUGCAGAGGAAUCACGCGCUUCUCUCUAAUCAGCUGCAAUCCGAACGGGAAGAGCGAGAGGAGGACAGAAAGACUGUUCGGUCACUGCUAGAUGGCUUGCGUAGAAGGGUAGUUGAUCAUGAUGUAGCGAAGGGCCAAGAAGAGAUAAUACCACCAUCGAGGACUGAGGAAGGAGAGCCUCCCAUCACCGGAAUGGAAGAUGAUGAUGCGACACCCACAAUAGAAGACCCGGUGCUGGAGCCAAAAUCCACAGCCGAGGACGAUUACAGCGAAGAUGCGCCGUCCACGGGAGACUUAUCCGAGCUUUUGGACAGGGUCGAGAGUCGCUUCGCGAUCGAUGACGGAAACGGAAAGCAUCGAUCGUCAAUGCUUCAAUCCAAGUCCCAGCUUCGUGAAGAGCUGCUCAACACCAAGGGCCAACUUGCCAGUGCUGUGUCGCACUCUCAAGAGCUUAGUCGCCGAAUACACGAAAUGGAUCAGGAACUCUCUGCUUUGAGGGAGCAACUACGCGAAAGACAUGGGCAUGUGAGGACGUUGCAUCAAGACAAACAGCGAUUGGAGAAGCAGAUUCAUGGUAUGAGAGCCAGAAUUUCCAGCAGCUCUAUAUCAGAGCCUAAUAAUCGAGAUGCCGAUCCGGAUUGGGUGGGGAAGGGCAAGAGUGGCGGCUUAAGGGAAUUUAAGCUUGGCCGAAGCAAAUCAACGCCGCAGACCCCUGGUUAUGGUAAAAGAAUCUCGUCUCUGCCCCAAAAUCCCGAGUCUGUACUUGCUGCGGGUUCAGGAGUCGCGACACCGCCAAAUGAACACGAGGCAUUACUUCUCGAGCUCGUCCAAGCCAAAACAGCUGAGGCGACAGCGAAGCAAGAGGCUGAAGAGGCUAAGCAAAAGCUGGAGGCUCUCCGAAAAGCACACGUUGUACCAUCAGAUUCUCAUGGUGCUUCACCUGGGUCGGCCUCUCUUGGGGUUUUCAGUCGACUUACCGGACAAGCAACGACGCCGCCUGCCGAAAAUACCCUUAAACCAACAGCAGCCACUGCUGGUACAUCCCCCAAUACAGGAGGAUUCUGGGGAUGGAGGAGAUGA